AUGAAUACCCCCGUUGAGAGGAUUUCCAAGGCCUGCGACCCGUGUCGCACACGGAAAAUCAGGUGCAAUGGACAGGAGCCAUGUGGCCACUGUCAGAAGAAACCCUCCGCUUGCGUGUAUAGGCUCCGCAACAGGAUCAGGGCCAGAAAGUCUACCCAACCAAAUGCACAGAAUGCACAACCUCAGCAGCAGCAGCCUAGUCCUGCUACUUCGCUUCCGACUCCUAUCGUGACGAAUGAAGUAACAGAAGCAGCCGCAGCAAAAGAUAACCAGCCUGAAAACAGCACCAAGGACGCGCCCCAAGGAAAGGUAUACCACGGAGUAAUGGCAAGCCAUUCUAUUUCCGGCGAGUCUGUAGGCCCUGCAGGAAAUUCGCAACUGUUCUACGGCCCAUCGUCCAACUUUGCUUUUCUUCAACAGAUACACCGCAGCCUCUUAUUUUCUCAUGGAAAUGGCCGGCCUGGUGAUCGCGCUGUCCAGGAGGGAGGGCCUGGGUUAGACAUGUUUAUGCAAAGGUCAAUCUUCUUUGGCAUUCCGUCCCAAGUGGACAUGCUGCUACUAUACCAGUCGUUUUCUACUCCACUGGUAGAUAUACUGCCUCCCAGUGAGGCUCAGAUCUACCUCGACCACUUCAAAGCGGCUUCGUAUCAUCUAUUGCCCUUCUACACUGAGUCGGAGCUGGAUCAACUCCUCCACCGCCUUUACGAGGAUGAUCCAGAGACGUCCGGUGCUCUUCAAACGAAAGGACUCAUCUUGGCCAUGAUUGCAAAUGGAGUUCUUCAAACCAGCAACACAGCCCUUGCUGAGACCUUGUUUGCGCGAGCAAAAUUUCAAAUGACAUUAUUCGAAGACACUGUCACGUUGACUAUGAUUCAAUAUUCACUCGUUGCGGCCGACUACCAGCUUCACAUGGGCCGGCCAAACUCGGCUUACCUACAUCUUGGCAAUGCAAGCCGACAGGCUUUUGCAAUGGGUCUUCACAAGGAACCACCGCAAUCGAGCGUCCGACAGGAUAGUCUUGAAAUGCAGCGUACCACCAUGUGGUGCCUUUAUUUCCAUGAGAGCUGGCAUGCCUUAUCUCUUGGGAGACAGGGCGCGAUUAGGCACUCUGACAUCAGCCGGCCAUUCCCAGAGGGUCAGAGUUUAGUAGUGGGCUUGAGUAGACUUGCUCACAUUGCCGAGCAAAGUGCUGAAGCAAUCUACGGUCGACGCUAUGAUUCAUUGCGCCAGUUGUACUAUGCUGCCGAAUCGAUUCAUUGUCAGCUCAAGCAAGUUGCCGAGCUGAUAGGAAUUGGCUCGGCUCCUCAGCAGAGUCUCAGCGACCAUGUGGCCUUGCAACAACUGCACAACAUCUACUAUCACACCAUCAUUCUGACUUUCAGACCCUUCAUAAUUGCGGGUGCAGCGUCUACGCACCCUGAAGGAGGUUCGCAACCGCUCGGCGAGCAAAUGUGGCUCCGUCAAGCCUGUCGCUCUGCGGUCGAUGCAGCACAAGAUUUGAUCAUGUACAGCUGCGCCAAAAUUCGGACAGUCCCCAGAUGCAGGGCCUUGCGAUUCAACGCCUACUUUUUAGAAUCGAGCUGUGGUGUGCUCCUCUACGACAUGCUUUGGCAUCCAUCCAAGCACGAAUGCCACCUCGAAUAUAUUCAGAUGACUCUAGCAUGUUUAGAAAGCAUGGUAGAUGAGCAGCCGGUUGUCACUGCCCGUGAAUCGUUGCAACAAAUCUUGCGGGCGGUUGAGGGUACCAUCUCAAAGCAGUCGAGCAACAUGUCAACGCCAGCUGAUAUCACUUCCAACUUCUUACAAUUUCCCAACGUCCAGUUCCCUCCCUCUGGUUCUGCAGAGUCAUCAGUCGCAGAGCAGCUGAUCCAUUUCAGCGAUGCAUUGGGUAUCGGGAAUCGCGAUCUUCAGCCAGCUAUGAUGAGCGCGACGAGUGGAGAGUCUGUCCAGAACACCACCAACCCGGAGCUCAAUGUUUUCACGACUGACUUGCACAGCUUCUUUCCCUGCGAUAUAGAGACCCCAUCAACUUCACUAGAGUGA
Molecule: messenger RNA, 2043 nt
Organism: Pestalotiopsis fici W106-1
Lineage: Eukaryota; Fungi; Ascomycota; Sordariomycetes; Amphisphaeriales; Sporocadaceae
Exons: 4
Coding region: 1-2043 (680 amino acids)
Biological process (GO): DNA-templated transcription; positive regulation of transcription from RNA polymerase II promoter by galactose
Cellular component (GO): nucleus
Molecular function (GO): DNA-binding transcription factor activity, RNA polymerase II-specific; zinc ion binding; RNA polymerase II cis-regulatory region sequence-specific DNA binding
Source: RefSeq, a predicted model, not a curated record